This is a messenger RNA of Gavia stellata (red-throated loon), 1030 nucleotides long. It is a transcript of the gene SENP3, whose product is annotated as SUMO specific peptidase 3. Lineage: Eukaryota; Metazoa; Chordata; Aves; Gaviiformes; Gaviidae. Gene Ontology annotation, cellular component: nucleus. The record is from RefSeq and is a predicted model, not a curated record. Gene Ontology annotation, biological process: protein desumoylation. Gene Ontology annotation, molecular function: deSUMOylase activity.
AUGGAGCUUGGGGGGGACCCCGGGGUGGGGGCACUCCUGGGGGCCCCCCCGGGGCUCGGCGGGGACGCAGGACCCCUCCCCAACGGUUUCGGAACGGGGGGCCCCCCCAGCCCCCCCGGCAGCGCCGAAGCCGCCAUCCUCAUCAGCAACGUCUGCAGCGUGGCGGGGGGAGCCGAGGGGGGGCUCCGCCCCGACCCCCCCACCCCCCGGGGGGGGGCCCAAGCCAGCCCCCUGUGCGAGGAGCACGUCACCUGCGUCCAGAGCAUCCUGGACGAGUUCCUGCAGGCCUACGGCAGCCUCAUCCCCGUCAGCGCCGACGAGGUGGUGGAGAAGCUGGAGGACAUUUUCCAGCAGGAAUUCAGCACCCCCCAAAGGCGGGGCUCGGUGCAGCAGCUGAUGCAGUCGUACCAGCGCCUCCCCGGGAACGCGCUGCUCCGGGGCUUCCGCGUCAGCUACAAACGCCACGUCCUGACCAUGGACGACCUGCAGACCCUCUACGGCCCCAACUGGCUCAACGACCAGGUGAUGAACAUGUACGGGGACCUGGUGAUGGACGCGGUGCCUGACAAGGUCCACUUCUUCAACAGCUUUUUCUACGACAAACUGCGGACGCGCGGCUACGAGGGGGUGCAGCGCUGGACCAAGAACGUGGACAUCUGGAAGGAGCUGCUGCUGAUCCCCAUCCACCUGGAGGUCCACUGGUCCCUCGUGGCCGUCGACGUCGCCCGUCGCCGCAUCACCUACUUCGACUCCCAGCGCACCCUCAACCGCCGCUGCCCCAAGCACAUCUGCCGGUACCUGCAGGCCGAGGCCGACAAGAAGGAGCGCGCCGACUUCCGGGAGGGCUGGCGGGGCGCCUUCAAGAUGAACGUCGCCCGCCAGAACAACGACAGUGACUGCGGCGCCUUCGUGCUGCAGUACUGCAAGUUCCUGGCGCUGGGGCGGCCGUUCAGCUUCACGCAGCAGGACAUGCCGCAGCUGCGGCGGCUGAUGUACAAGGAGCUGUGUCACUGCAAACUGUCCCUCUGAG